Messenger RNA from Glycine soja, 2342 nucleotides. RefSeq names its product actin-interacting protein 1-2-like. The transcript is spliced from 6 exons. The record is from RefSeq and is a predicted model, not a curated record. The coding region runs from base 167 to 1999 and encodes 610 amino acids. Lineage: Eukaryota; Viridiplantae; Streptophyta; Magnoliopsida; Fabales; Fabaceae. Gene Ontology annotation, molecular function: actin filament binding. Gene Ontology annotation, biological process: actin filament depolymerization; positive regulation of actin filament depolymerization. Gene Ontology annotation, cellular component: cortical actin cytoskeleton.
UGUAGGUACGUAUGGAAGAAUAUAUGCAAGUGUAAUAAAAAUGUGAAUGGCGUUGAGAGAGCGAACUUGUUCAAAAGGCGGUCCUCCAUUCCCGGCCACACUCUCUCUAUAACAAUCAACCCACAAAAUAAAAAGAAAUGAGCACAGAGCAAAUCCCAAUUCGGCAAUGGCGACACUCUCGGAGACCUACGCGUGCGCACCCUCCACGGAGCGCGGUCGCGGCAUCCUCAUCUCCGGCGAUGCCAAAACGAACAACAUUCUCUACUGCACGGGCCGAUCGGUCAUAAUCCGCAACCUCGACAACCCGCUGCAGGUGUGGGUGUACUGCGAGCAUGCCUACCCCGUCACGGUGGCGCGCUACUCCCCCAACGGCGAGUGGAUCGCCUCCGCCGACAUCUCCGGCACCGUCCGAAUCUGGGGGACCCACAACGAGUUCGUUCUCAAGAACGAGUUUCGGGUCCUCUCGGGUCGGAUCGACGACCUCCAAUGGUCCUUCGAUGGGAUGAGGAUUGUCGCUUGUGGGGACGGCAAGGGCAAGUCCUUCGUUCGCGCCUUUAUGUGGGAUUCAGGUUCCACUGUUGGUGAUUUUGAUGGCCAUUCGCGCCGGGUUUUAAGUUGUGCAUUUAAACCAACAAGGCCAUUCCGCAUUGCCACAUGUGGAGAAGAUUUUUUGGCGAAUUUUUAUGAUGGUCCACCGUUCAAGUUCAAUAUGUCCAUCAGGGACCAUUCGAAUUUUGUCAACUGUGUUAGAUUUUCCCCAGAUGGGAGCAAGUUUAUUACUGUUAGCUCAGAUAGAAAGGGCAUUAUAUAUGAUGGAAAGACGGGGAACAAACUUGGUGAGUUGUCCACGGAGGAUGGUCACAAGGGAAGCAUAUAUGCUGUUAGUUGGAGUCCUGACAGCAAACAGGUUCUUACUGUUUCCGCUGACAAAUCUGCCAAAGUAUGGAAUAUUGUUGAGGAUGGUAGUAGUGGAACGGUAAAUAAGACUUUGGCAUGUACUGAAUCUGGCGGGGUGGAGGAUAUGCUUGUUGGUUGUCUUUGGCAGAAUGAUUAUCUGCUUACUAUCUCUCUUGGUGGCACGAUCUAUUUAUAUUCUGCUAAGGAUUUAGAUAAAAGCCCAUUGUCAUUAUCUGGCCACAUGAAAAAUAUCACUGUUUUGACUCUGCUCAACAGAAGUGAAAAGAUGCUUUUGUCCAGCAGCUAUGAUGGAGUGAUCAUUAGAUGGAUUCCUGGCAUGGGAUACAGUGGUAAGUUUGAGGGUAAACAAUUUGGGUUAAUCAAAUUGUUAGUCGCUGGCCAAGAUGAAGUUAUUGCUGCUGGAUUUGACAACAAGGUAUACAGAGUUCCUCUUCAUGGGGAUAAUUUUGGUCCUGCUGAAACUGUUGAUGUUGGAAGUCAGCCUAAGGAUGUAACCCUUGCACUCAAUAACCCUGAAUUUGCUAUCGUUGCAAUUGAAUCCGGAGUUGUCUUGCUAAACGGUUCUAAAAUUGUUUCCACUAUAAACCUGGGCUUCAUUGUGACCGCGGCUGCUAUGUCACCUGAUGGUAGUGAAGCAAUUGUGGGAGGGCAAGAUGGUAAGUUGCACAUGUAUUCAGUCUCAGGAGAUACAGUUACUGAGCAGGCUGUCCUUGAGAAGCACCGAGGUGCCAUCACUGUAAUCAGAUACUCUCCAGACUUUUCCAUGUUUGCAUCAGCUGAUUUGAAUCGUGAAGCUGUUGUAUGGGACCGUGCUUCCAAAGAGGUGAAGCUUAAUAACAUGUUGUUUAACACCGCACGUAUUAACUGCCUAGCUUGGUCACCUGAUAGCACACUCGUAGCCACUGGUUCCCUUGAUACAUGUGUCAUUAUAUAUGAAGUUGGAAAGCCAGCAUCAAGCCGCAGAACCAUAAAGGGUGCUCAUAUAGGUGGAGUAUACGGGUUGGUUUUUAUUGAUCAGGAAAGAGUGGUCAGUUCAGGAGAGGAUGGUUGUGUUCGUGUUUGGAAUUUGAUUUCUGAAUAAACUUAGCAUCAGAACCUUCCAAGAUGUGAUGCAGUUUUGUGCCAAGAAAUUGAUAGUUGUCAUGUAUUAUAUGAUAUGAUGAUCAUCAAUUUUCUGCAGUGGUUAUAUAGUGGGAAGGAAAGUUAAGAUUGCAAUAGUGUUUUGGUGUGUACUCUUGAUAGAUUUCUCGUAGGACUAACAUUCGGAUAUUUUAUCCAAGCUGAAUUUUGAUCUGCAUAGAUGGGAAACUCCGUAAGUUAUUUCCAAAGAGAUUGGCAAUAACUUUUGUCCUUGUCUAAGCAAUUUAAUCCUGUCCCUCUAGGUAUUUAAUGAAAGCAAUUAAGUACGCUUUUAUUAAGAAGCA